Messenger RNA from Oryzias melastigma (Indian medaka), 2748 nucleotides. Its product is annotated as muscarinic acetylcholine receptor M2. Gene Ontology annotation, biological process: adenylate cyclase-activating adrenergic receptor signaling pathway. Lineage: Eukaryota; Metazoa; Chordata; Actinopteri; Beloniformes; Adrianichthyidae. The record is from RefSeq and is a predicted model, not a curated record. Gene Ontology annotation, cellular component: plasma membrane. The coding region runs from base 609 to 1940 and encodes 443 amino acids. Gene Ontology annotation, molecular function: G protein-coupled acetylcholine receptor activity. The transcript is spliced from 4 exons.
GACUGCGUCACCAGUUUGGUUAAAAGGUCAAAACAACAGAGUCUUAAAGGUUAAAGUCCCGCAGCAACAGAGAAACGGAGUGACCCUUUGCUUUUGUGCUCUUUUAAAUAAAGCUUUACCGUCUUAUUUCGUAAACCCAUUCAUGCUCCGUCAUCCACUCGACUGCCUGCAGCUUUGUAACGCAGGAGUAUAUGAUGUGUUUAUGCUGCGGAGGCCAGUGCUCUCCAGGGUCCUGAAACAAACAUCUCUAUCUCUCUCAGACUCUUGUUUAUUCAAACCUGCAACCAUCGCUUUAGGGAUUCAUCUCAACAGUGACUAAUAGCCCUCACAACCCCUCCCCGCUUCGCCUGUCUGUCUUCCAGCCGCAAAAAUACACACACAGUCACUGGUUCUUGUCAGAGGAGGAGCGGCGUCGGCGCCUGCUUAGUUUCUGCUCCUCUUUUCAUAUCGGCACGCAAACUAAAGUGGGGGUAACAUGGAGCAAACGGAAGGAGUUCAUCUGAGGCGAGGUAAAGUAACGGUUCUCUGCACACUUCAAGUCAACUGAGACAGAAAACGCCCAGACAUGACUCAACCCUGAAGGUUGCUGCGAACGGAGAUCAGACAGGAUGGAUGCUCUGAAUUCAUCCAACAUCACUGACAUCAGUAGUGAUGAAAGCCCAGGCCUGUUUUCUGGAAGCCCGUACUCCACGGUGGAACUGGUGCUCAUCAUCGUGGUGGCAUGCUCCCUGAGUCUGAUCACUAUCAUUGGAAACAUCCUGGUCAUGCUCUCCAUAAAGGUGAACCGAAACUUGCAGACCGUCAACAACUACUUCCUGUUCAGCCUGGCGUGUGCAGACCUCAUCAUUGGCGUCUGCUCCAUGAACCUCUACACCGUCUAUAUCGUCAUUGGUUACUGGCCCCUGGGAGCAGUGGUGUGUGACCUGUGGCUGGCUGUCGAUUAUGUCGUCAGUAACGCCUCCGUCAUGAACCUUCUCAUCAUAAGCUUCGACCGUUACUUCUGCGUCACCAAACCCCUCAGCUAUCCCGCACGCCGCAGCACCAAGAUGGCCGGCCUGAUGAUUGCAGCAGCUUGGGUCUUGUCCUUCAUCCUGUGGGCUCCCGCCAUUCUGUUCUGGCAGUUCAUCGUGGGCGGAAGAACGGUGCCUCCAGAUGAGUGCUACAUCCAGUUCUUCUCCAACCCCGCGGUGACUUUUGGGACAGCCAUCGCUGCUUUUUACCUACCGGUGGCCAUCAUGAUCUACCUUUACUGGCGCAUCUCCAGGGCCAGCCGUAGUCGCAUGAGAAGGGACAGCAGGAAGACAUCAGGUACCAGUCUGGCAGAAGCUCACUCCAACAGCCAGGAGGAAGGCUGUGAAAACAACUGUGUGGCAACAAAACAAGAUCAGGAGGGAUCUGGAGAUGGGAAGGAAGUACUCCAGCAGCAAAACGGAGACUGUCCACGGAGAGAUGUGGACCAAGACACCAUAUCAGACAUCAUUCAGGCUCCUGCAUCUAAAGACACUGAAGGGCCUGUUUCAUCACGGAAAAGCUCGAAUGAUGGAAAAACUCAAACUCAGGUCUCCCUGCAGAACUCAGCAAUUGACAGACAAAGCAUGGUUGCAAGGACUCUAUUAUUGGUAACAAAGCGCGCUGUGAGUGAAAGUGUGGUUGCAAAGUGGAAGAGGAAAGGCCACUCCUCCAGAGAGAGGAAAGUGACGCGCACCAUCAUGGCCAUCCUCGUGGCCUUCGUGGCCACGUGGACGCCGUACAACGUGAUGGUCCUGAUCAACACCUUCUGCUCCGUCUGCAUCCCAAACUCCCUUUGGACCAUUGGCUACUGGCUCUGCUACAUCAACAGCACGGUCAACCCCGCCUGCUACGCCCUCUGCAACACCACCUUCAAGAACACCUUCAAGCACCUUCUCCUGUGUCAGUACAAGAACAUUCGAGGACGAUGAGGCAGAAAAAACACAAAACAUUUCUGUUUUACUUGUUUUUAUUUAUUUUCUGCAUAAUUUCACCUCUGGUCUCCUUGGAGAAGUAAAUGCUGGAAUACUGGAGAAAAGUAGAAUCUCAUAUUUAGGAGGAACGUUUGAGAUCUACCAUGGAGAACAGAAACAAGCCUAACUGUGAUUUUUAAGAGAUCUUGGCACAUCUGGUCCUGAGGGAUUUUUCACACUUGGAGAAGUGACUAUGUUCCAUGGGAUGUCCUGUACAGGGAUGUCAGACUCCAGGCCAUGAAGGCCACCAUCCUGUAGGUUUUUCAGAAACAGGUAUGUUUUACCAAUAAGAUGCUACACUGACAGAUUAGUUGGAAAACUCAUCCAAGGCCUGAAGUUUGACACUUGUGGUGUACGGUGGGAGCCAUUUUUGUCCUUGUUCCGGUUUUUGGUUCAUGGCCAAGAGUGGGUCAGACUUUUAUCUAGACUUUACCAGGUUUGCCAAACAAUGGAAGGGAUUGGCUUUGGCAGACUCAGGAUCUGGUCAACUCUUCAUGGAUGAUACAGUCCCUCUGACCUUCUGGAGCCAGAACCUCCAGCUUCAGGAUGAGAAGUUUCAUCUACAACUCUGGAGCAGUGGAAUACUCUCUCUGGGUUAGAAGUGAAUCACUUUCCCACUUGGUAGAGUCAAAAAUUCUAUUCACAAAAAAUGGACACAACUCGAGAUCUACAGAGAGUGGAGCCAGUUUUUAAAACAAUUGGGCUUUUUUGGUAUAAGCACCAAAUUUGGCAUGAAUGUAGCUCUUUCAGAAAAUCAUGUUAGUCA